This is a messenger RNA of Carassius carassius (crucian carp), 2533 nucleotides long. Its product is annotated as histone deacetylase 9-B. The coding region runs from base 102 to 1940 and encodes 612 amino acids. Gene Ontology annotation, molecular function: histone deacetylase activity. Gene Ontology annotation, cellular component: histone deacetylase complex. The transcript is spliced from 11 exons. Gene Ontology annotation, biological process: chromatin organization. NCBI's taxonomy places the organism in Eukaryota, Metazoa, Chordata, Actinopteri, Cypriniformes, Cyprinidae. The record is from RefSeq and is a predicted model, not a curated record.
AGAAAGAGAGAGAGAGAGACCGAGAGAAGAGGAGGGGACAAGCUGACAGCAACACAGGAAGAGCAGGGCUGGCAGACGAUGUGCUGCUAACUGAAGUACUAAUGCUCCAGACCAUUUACGAGGCCGACUCCUGUUUCUCCGCAGACAUCAUCGGGAAACACCGGCUGCCUCUGACCCGUCACGACGCUGACAUGCACAACAUCAACAACUCAGUGGACAUUAAGCCAGAGGUUCCACUGGCUCUUGAUCCGGGCUCCCCACUGGACCUACGUACAGACGUUAGGAUGCAGGUUUCGGCCUCAGAUCCUACUGUGUGGGAAAGACAGCUUCAACAAGAGCUGCUCCUAAUUCAGAAACAGCAGCAGCUUCAGAAACAGUUACUCAUCACUGAGUUCCAGAAGCAGCACGAGAACCUGGUUCGCCAGCAUCAGGCCCAGAUACAAGAGCAUUUGAAGUUGCAGCAGGAACUACUUGCUAUGAAGCAACAACAAGAGCAGCUGGAGAAAGAGAGGAAACUAGAGCUCCAGAGUCAGGAGAGAGAACUGGAGAGACAUCGCCUUGAACAACAAGUCCUGGUCCUCCGCAACAAAGAGAAGAGCAGAGAGAGUAAGAGAGGUGCAGUGGCCAGCAAUGAGGUCAAGCAGAAACUCCAAGAGUUUCUGUUGAGUAAAUCCACCAAAGACAGUACAUCUAAUGGGGUCCCCCCAAAAGUCACACAGAGUUCCAAACUGUGGUACACGGCCUCCCAUCACACCUCUCUGGAGCAAAGUUCACCUCCUUUGGGAGGAGCGUCCUCCUCCUGCAAGAUCUCCCUGCCAUCCCCACAAGACUCCCGGGACGACUUUCCUUUGAGGAAGACAGUCUCAGAGCCCAAUCUGAAGGUGCGGUCCAGGUUAAAGCAGAAGGUUGCAGAGAGGAGGAGCAGCCCGCUUCUCAGGAGGAAGGAAGGGAGCAUCAUGACACCCUUCAAAAAGAGAGCCCUGGAGCUUCUGGAAUCCACAGCCAGCAGCAGUGCACCAGGAUCAGGGCCCAGUUCACCCAACGGGGCCUACAGUGCCUUGGGGGCUGAAAACGGACCCUCCUCACUACCAGUCACCACACGUACAGAGCGGUGGCCAUCACAGCCGAGGUUAUUAGGGCCUGAAAGCUCAGUGUCUAUGCUAAAUCUCUAUACGUCUCCAUCGCUGCCCAAUAUCACCCUGGGUCUCUCAGCUGCCUCUUCUCCCAUCAGUGCUGCUAUAGGACUUCAGGAGAAGCAUUUUGAAGGUGGUGGCGUAUCAGCGUUCAUUCAGGGUUUGACCACCCAACUUCUGCGUCCAGUGCCCCUGUCUGUUGCUAUGGAGACCAAAGUGAGCAGCAGCCACCAAGCUCUCCUGCAGCACCUCCUCCAAAAAGAGCAGCUCCGCCACCAAAAGAUCCUCUCUAUUGGUCAAAGUCCUGUGCAUCCUCCUUCUCCGCUGGCCAUGAUGGAAAGCUCUCCGAGUAGCACCCGACCCAAACUGCCUCGUCACCGGCCCUUAAACCGAACCCAAUCGGCUCCGCUGCCCCAGAGCACACUAGCUCAACUUGUGAUUCAGCAGCAACACCAGAACUUUCUGGAGAAGCAGAAACAGUACCAGCAACAGGUCCACAUCAACAAGAUGAUUUCGAAAUCAAUUGAGCAGCUUCGUCAGCCAAACGCCCACCUGCAGGAGUCAGAGGAGGAAGAGGGAGAGGAUUUUUACGACCAGGCCAUGCAGCAGGACAGAUCGCCCUCUGGUGGCGUCAUCCGGAAGCACAGUCCCGAUAGCAACAUCUAUGCUUCACCCCCAGUCAUCCGGGUGAAAGAGGAGCCCAAUGUCAGUGAUGAUGAGACAAUGGCCAAUCAGAGCCUGGCUGACAAGCAGAGCUCCUACAUUCACCAGGUUAAAGGGAGGGUGGUAAUACAGGCCAUGAUAUGAAAUGACAGAUACGUCUUCACACUUAUACACGAAGGCACAGGCUAACAUACACGCGACAUGCUUACACGACACCGAGCCAUUGCUUUGGGAGCUUCAGAACUGAUCUCAUUCGUGAACUUGUGAAGUGAUCUCUGUAUUGUGCGUUGUAUGUUUUGUACAUAAUUGAAUAAGAUGAGCAUUUCGCUAACUUGGUCUUUUAAAUGCUAAGAAGCAGUUUUUGAUUGUUUGUUGAAAUGAUAAUUUAAGAAAUCCUUUCUACUUUCUACCCACCCUUUGGAAAACAGCAACUCAAAGCUCUUGUAGGAUAUUUAUGUGAUUUUUUUUUUCCCAUGGCACUAUGGAUUUCUUAUAGAUCUUUCUUUGCUUUUUAUGAAUGUUAUUAUAAAGAUAUGUCACAGUUUGUAUAUACAUAUAUAAAAACUUCAUAAUUUGCUGGGAGACUCCCAAAUUGUAUGAAAACAAGUCAGUAACCAUGAAAAUCCACACAACAACAGAAUAAAAUGGUUAUUCUAGGUUCAACACAGGUUAAACUCAAUCGACAGCACUUGUAGGGUAAUGCCGAUUACCACAAAAAAAGAAAAAUUAUACAUAUA